AAGGAAUGCCUACGAGAUUCACUUAUGAAGAACUAAAAGCAGCAACUGGAGAUUUCCAGAAAAAACUAGGAGGAGGAGGGUUUGGGUCAGUUUUUGAAGGAGAUAUGGCCACAGGAGAUAAAAUUGCCGUGAAGCGCCUAGAUUCUUUAGGCCAAGGGAAGAAGGAAUUCAUGGCAGAAGUCAAGACCAUAGGAAGCAUCCAUCAUAACAACCUAGUGAGGUUAAUUGGCUUCUGUGCAGAAAAAUUGCAUAGACUCUUGGUGUAUGAGUUCAUGUGUAAUGGGUCCUUGGACAAAUGGAUUUUUCAUAAAGAGCCCUUGAGACCUCCUCUAGAUUGGCAAACAAGAAGGACAAUUGUUCUAGACAUAGCAAAGGGGCUGGCCUAUCUCCAUGAAGAUUGCAGACAGAGAAUAGUUCAUUUGGAUAUCAAACCCCAAAACAUACUAUUGGAUGCAGAUCUUCAUGCGAAGAUAUCCGACUUUGGAUUGUCCAAGUUGAUUGAUAGGGAUCAAAGCCAAGUGGUGACGACAAUGAGAGGGACUCCUGGGUAUUUGGCUCCUGAAUGGUUUAGUUCAGUAAUCACAGAGAAGGCAGAUGUUUAUAGCUUUGGCAUUGUAGUAAUGGAAGUGGUCUGUGGAAGGAAAAAUUUGGACAGGUCACAGCCUGAGGAAUUCAUGCAUUUGCUCCCAAUUGUCAUGAAAAAAGAUGAGAAGGAUCAAUUGGUGGAUGUGGUUGACAGGAGUGAGGAUAUGCAAUUGCACAAGUCAGAAGCUCUGAAGAUGAUGAAGGUUGCAAUUUGGCGUCUGCAGAGUAAUUACACAAGUAGGCCUUCCAUGUCAAUUGUAGUUAAAGUCUUAGAAGGCAAUUCCGAUGUGGAUGCUGAGCUAGACUACAGUGUCCAUAAUCCAGCAGCAAUGGCAGCAAUAAAAAGAGAGGCAGAGUUAGGGACAACUCCAGUAUUGCCAUCUUUUCUAUCAGGACCAAGGUGAAGAAAGAUGAUUUUGGGUUUUCUAUUUCCUAUUGCCUUUAUUUUUCAUUUCUAUGAUCUGUGCUAUGUUUUCAAUUCAAUCUGCUUGGUUCCACUUGUGGAAGAACAGUAUAAUUUUAGAAGCUAUUUGGCUUAUUUCUCUUCUGCUUUUUGUUGUGACUGAUAAUUGUAAUAAAAAUUUUCUCAAGGCAUAAUCUAGUUGUUAAAUUUGCCUUUCCUCUAAUUAUCAAGUUGUCUACACAUAUAUCAUUCCCCUUCUUCAA
Messenger RNA from Manihot esculenta (cassava), 1251 nucleotides. RefSeq names its product G-type lectin S-receptor-like serine/threonine-protein kinase SD2-5. The record is from RefSeq and is a predicted model, not a curated record. The transcript has a single exon. Gene Ontology annotation, molecular function: protein kinase activity; ATP binding. NCBI's taxonomy places the organism in Eukaryota, Viridiplantae, Streptophyta, Magnoliopsida, Malpighiales, Euphorbiaceae. Bases 6 to 989 code for a protein of 327 amino acids. Gene Ontology annotation, biological process: protein phosphorylation.